AUGAAACACCCAUAUGAGGAUUACUCUUUGUUAGGUGUUAAUGCUAUUGAUUUGGCUAUUGAAGAGGCAAGGGAUGAUUUUGAAUUGAAUUUGCAUGAUGAUAACUACUUGCCUAUGCCUGUUGAACAUGAUUCUUCUGAGCUUGAUGAUGCCAUGUCUGCUUAUGAUGAGUAUUUCUCCUCCUCUCUUCCUUCUAUAUACUCUCUUUCUGAUACUUGUGAUAGCGACAUGAUAUAUUCUGAUUUUGAGAUUAGCAGUACCCUCUCCACUUCACAGGUUUAUACCUUUUCUCUCUGUGAUACUGACUCUGCUUUUGCAAGUGACCUUAGUUUGGGAAAGGAUUUGCUCCUUGAAUGUGCAGAUACUUUUAUGGAAUCUGAGAUUGUAGCUGAAAGUGAUAAUGUUGGCUCAACAGAGAGGCCAAUUCCAUCUAGUUCCCCUACUCAUGUCUUUGAUCAGCAACCAAGGCAAUCUUUACCUGAGGAUAAAGGGCAUUAUGAGAACACUUCACUUGCACUUUCUAAUCACUCUAUUAUUUCUCCUCAUACUUUGAAAUACUUGCAAGAUCUUGUUUCUAGUUGUGAUGCAGGUGUGAAGGAUGAAAAUCCCAAGUUUGUUGGUGCUAUAGGUCAACCUGAAGUUGACUCAACACUUGGGAAGGCCAAUGAGCAAAAGGUAGAUUCAAGGGAGCUGAAUCUAAGCUACCUAGUUGAGGCUACAAAAGGGAGUUCUCUUUGUUCUCUUAAACUCCCUAAGUUAAUCCCUUCUAUUGUUCAACCCCCGACCCUUGAACUGAAGUCUCUACCUUCUAAUCUUAAAUAUGCAUUUCUUGAGCAUGAUGAACACUUGCCUGUGAUUAUUUCAAAUGCUUUAUCCGCUGAUGAAGAGGCUAAGUUGCUUUGUGUGCUUAGGAAAAACAGAGAGGCGAUUGGGUGGACAUUAGCUGAUAUUCCUGGGAUCAGUCCAACUGUUUGUACCCAUAGGAUACUACUUACUGAGGACUCCAAACCUGUUAGACAGCCCCAGAGGCGUCUUAACCCAUUGAUCCUAGAUGUUGUGAGAAAAGAAGUCACCAAACUUUUGAGUGCAGGGAUCAUAUAUCCUAUUUCUGAUAGUGAGUGGGUUAGUCCGGUUCAGGUAGUACCUAAGAAGAGUGGGUUGACUGUAGUUAAAAAUGACAAUGAUGAGUUAAUCCCCACUAGGGUUCAAAAUUCGUGGCGGGUAUGCAUUGAUUAUAGGAGGCUUAAUGAAGCCACUAGGAAGGACCAUUUCCCGUUGCCUUUUAUUGAUCAGAUGUUAGAGAGAUUAGCGGGAAAGAGUCAUUACUGCUUCUUAGAUGGGUUCUCUGGAUACUUUCAAAUCCCUAUAGCUCCUGAGGAUCAAGAGAAGACCACUUUCACCUGCCCGUUUGGUACUUUUGCUUAUAGGAGGAUGCCUUUUGGUCUUUGUAAUGCUCCUGGUACUUUUCAGCGCUGCAUGAUGUCUAUAUUUUAUGAUUUUCUUGAGCAUUGCAUGGAUGUUUUUAUGGAUGAUUUUACAGUCUAUGGUGAGUCAUUUGAUGCUUGCUUAUCUAGUCUUGAUCAGAUCUUAGCUCGAUGCAUUGAGAAGAAGCUUGUUUUGAACUAUGAGAAAUGUCAUUUCAUGGUAACUCAAGGUAUCGUGCUAGGACAUGUGAUUUCUAAGAAUGGUAUUCAGGUUGACAAGGCAAAAGUUGAGGUUAUUUCUUCCUUGCCCUACCCUUCUUCACUUAAGGACUUAAGAUCCUUUUUGGGGCAUGUUGGUUUUUAUCGCAGAUUCAUAAAAGAUUUUAGCAAAAUAUCUUUGCCUUUGUCAAAGCUUCUUCAAAAAGAUGUUGACUUUGUUUUUGAUGAUAACUGUAAGCAUGCAUUUGAUGAACUGAGACAUAGACUGAUUACCCUCCUAUUCUGA
This is a messenger RNA of Neltuma alba, 1929 nucleotides long. RefSeq lists its product as uncharacterized. NCBI's taxonomy places the organism in Eukaryota, Viridiplantae, Streptophyta, Magnoliopsida, Fabales, Fabaceae. The transcript has a single exon. The record is from RefSeq and is a predicted model, not a curated record. Bases 1 to 1929 code for a protein of 642 amino acids.